Caenorhabditis angaria is the source of this 1150-nucleotide messenger RNA. The record is from the annotation of a GenBank genome assembly. NCBI's taxonomy places the organism in Eukaryota, Metazoa, Nematoda, Chromadorea, Rhabditida, Rhabditidae.
AUGAAUGUGACAACAAUUGAUGAUCGAGAUGGUGAAAGAAAAGUGGAAACAGUUGCAUUUGAAGAAGAAAUUGAAUAUACGGAAAUAGCUGCUGAUUCGAAAUUUGUUGAUUUGACAAGACAUCGUAUCAAAAAAAUUGAAGAUUAUUCAUGGUUGACGAAAGUCGAACAUAUUUCAUUCAGAUGGAAUCUUAUCAAAAAAAUUGAAAAUUUGGAUUGUUUGACAACUUUGACUUAUCUCGAAUUGUAUGAUAAUCAAGUGAGUUAACAUAUUGUAGUUUUUGUUAUUUCUAUGAUUUUGAAAUAUUUUUGUAAAUAGAUCGAAAAAGUCGAAAAUUUGGAUUCUUUGGUCAAUUUGGAAACCCUUGAUUUAUCAUUCAAUAGAAUUGCUAAAAUCGAAAAUUUGGACAAAUUAACAAAAUUAAAAACUUUGUACUUUGUUCAUAACAAAUUGGAAAAAAUCGAAGGAUUGGAAAAAUUGACAGAAUUGGAAUAUUUGGAAUUGGGAGAUAAUAGAAUCAAGAAAAUCGAAAAUUUGGAUAAUAAUUUGAAAUUGGAUAGGUAUGUAAAUAAUAAAACAGAAAUUUAAAAAAUAAUAAUAAUUCAGAUUGUUCCUUGGUGCAAAUCAAAUUUAUACAAUUGAAAAUGUGGAUCAUUUGAAAUCUUUGACUGUUUUAAGUCUUCCUGCAAAUGCAAUUACUCAAAUUGAAAAUGUUGGUGGAUUAACAAAUAUGAAAGAAAUAUAUUUGGCUCAAAAUGGAAUUCAAUAUAUUGGCGGACUUGGGGAUAAUCAUAAUUUGGAAAUAUUAGAUUUGAAUCAAAAUCGAUUGGCAAAAGUUGAAAAUAUCAAACAUUUGAAUCGUUUAACUGAUUUUUGGGCGAGAAGUAACAAAUUGACUGAUUGGACACUUUUUGAUGAAUUGGCUAAUUUGCCACAUUUAAAUGUGGUUUAUUUGGAUUUCAAUCCAAUAUCUGAAAAUGAUAGUUAUCGUGGAAAAGUAUUGAGAUUAUUGCCACAAAUUACUCGUUUAGAUGGAUCAACUUGUAGAGAAAAUACACUUGUUCGUGCACCACAAAAUUCGAUUAAUAUUGAAUUUGAUGAUGAAAAUGAUGAAAAUAUCAACGAAAAAUUUGAAACUCUUCAAAUCUAA